Molecule: messenger RNA, 2896 nt
Organism: Amphiprion ocellaris (clown anemonefish)
Lineage: Eukaryota; Metazoa; Chordata; Actinopteri; Pomacentridae
Gene: slc15a1b
Product: solute carrier family 15 member 1b
Exons: 23
Coding region: 118-2301 (727 amino acids)
Biological process (GO): transmembrane transport; oligopeptide transport
Cellular component (GO): membrane
Molecular function (GO): dipeptide transmembrane transporter activity
Source: RefSeq, a predicted model, not a curated record
GGUUACAUAAGGCGGUGGUCAGGCCUGGACUCUGCAUUCAUGUUUGGACAGCAACUCAUUUGUCUCUGUCUCCUCUUUUGCUGAAGGAUUCUUUUGGAAGCCAAAGUCACCGCAGCCAUGACAGACAAAGAACAGGGGAAGAAGCGCAAGAGUAAAAGUGCCACUAUUGCUGGCUACCCAAUAAGCAUUUUCUUCAUCGUGGUCAACGAGUUCUGUGAGCGUUUCUCCUACUAUGGCAUGCGAGCCGUGCUGGUGUUGUACUUCAAGUACUUCCUGCUGUGGGACGACGACUUCGCCACCACCAUCUACCACACCUUUGUGGCUCUCUGUUACCUGACCCCCAUCCUGGGAGCCAUUAUAGCCGACUCAUGGCUGGGCAAGUUCAAGACCAUUAUUUACCUGUCCAUCGUAUACACGAUUGGGCAGGUCGUCAUGGCUGUAAGUGCCAUCCAUGACAUCACAGACACAGACAGGGACGGCACCCCCGACAACAUGUCCCUCCACAUAGCUUUGUCCAUGUUGGGUUUGUUGCUUAUCGCCCUGGGAACGGGAGGCAUCAAACCCUGCGUAGCUGCCUUUGGUGGAGACCAGUUUGAAGACCAUCAGGAGAAGCAGAGAAGCACCUUCUUCUCCAUCUUCUACCUGUCCAUCAACGCCGGCAGCCUGCUGUCCACCCUCAUCACCCCGAUCCUCAGAGCUCAAGAAUGUGGCAUUUACACCAAGCAGCAGUGCUACCCGCUGGCCUUCGGGGUCCCUGCUGCUCUCAUGGUGGUGUCUCUGUUCGUGUUCAUUGUCGGAAGUGGCAUGUACAAUAAGACCGCUCCUCAAGGCAACAUCAUGGUGAAAGUCUGCAAAUGUAUCGGGUUUGCCAUCAGCAACCGCUUCAGACAUCGUUCCUCUCAGUACCCUAAGAGACACCACUGGAUGGACUGGGCUGAAGAGAAAUACGAUAAACUCCUGAUUGCUCAGGUGAAGAUGGUGCUGAAGGUGCUGUUCCUCUACAUCCCUCUGCCGAUGUUCUGGGCUCUGUUUGACCAGCAGGGCUCCAGGUGGACCCUGCAGGCGACCACCAUGAAUGGCAACUUUGGGGCUCUCACAAUCAUGCCCGAUCAGAUGCAGACUGUCAACCCCAUCUUGAUCCUAGUUUUGGUGCCAAUCGUGGACAGCCUCGUCUAUCCCCUGAUUGCCAAGUGCAAACUGAACUUCACUCCGCUAAAGAGGAUGACCGUGGGGAUGCUCCUUGCUGGCCUUGCGUUCGUCGCCGCCGCCCUGGUCCAGCUACAGAUCGACCAAACCCUGCCGACAUUCCCGUCCAGCACCGUGGGCCAAGCCAAGUUCAUCAACAUGAUCAACGGGAACAUAAACAUCACAGCUGGAAGCAAUCCGAUUACCCUGGACGCUUUCUCGGCCAGUGAUGAUUACCUGACCUUUGAUGAACCAUUUAACCUGAAUCUGGGCCCCGGAGCCGAGAAUGUCGUCAGUUUACCUGAUGGAACUCGGAGUACCAUCAUCAUCAUUCAGGAUGCAGCAACAUACAGGCAUAUAGAAUUCAGAGACAUGACAGAAAAGCCAGAAAAGGGGGAAAAUGCUAUGAGAAUUCUGAAUGGUUUUAACUCGACUUUGAAUGUUACCGUGGGCGACGAGGGCUUCGGGGACAUCGUGACCAACAACAUGUCGGAAUAUAUUGAGGUAGCACAGGGAACGCCUAAGUUCGUGAUCAGGAACGACCUGGGAGACGAGUGUGUUUACACUCAAACGCUGGGCUUCGGCAGCUCUUACACCUUGGUCAUCCCCUCAACCUUCGCAUUUGGACCAAAUUGUGCAGACUCCAUCCGGCCAGUCAUGGACAUCAGUCCUAACUCCAUCCACAUGGCUUGGCAGAUCCCUCAGUAUUUGCUCAUGACUUCAGGAGAGGUGGUCUUCUCCGUCACUGGUCUGGAGUUCUCCUACUCACAGGCACCCAGCAACAUGAAGUCUGUGCUGCAGGCCGGUUGGCUGUUAACGGUUGCUGUAGGUAACAUUAUUGUCCUCAUUGUUGCAGAGGCUGCAACACUCGAAGAUCAGUGGGCCGAGUACCUCCUCUUCACCUCGCUGCUGGUGUUCGUGUGCAUCGUCUUCUCAGUCAUGGCAUUUUUCUACAAGUACAUCGAUCCAACCAAGAUUGAAGCCCAGUUUGCCCACAUGGAGCCCUACGAGAAGGAGAAGAAGAAGAGUUUGGACAUGACCAAGAAGAACUUGUAUGGCAACGACAGGAGGGGCUCUAACUCCAGCAACAAGGGAACUCAACAGACCAAGAUGUAAAGCGACCGAUUUGUCCUCGUUUGAAGCUACUGGGCUCUGUCCUCAGUGUCUGAAGGUGCCUUGGUAAUCAUGUCGGUAGAAGUCAGUGCACAACUGAGCAUGUGGAGGUUGGAGACCUCAGUGAGAUGGUGCUGGAGUUGGAGAAGAGCUUAGAUGGUGAAGCUCUUGGGUGGACAGUGUUAGUGAAUGAUUUUGGCAGGGAUAAUUCAAACACGAUUAUUCAUAUUCCAGCGUAAAAUAUUAAGACAACAUGACUUCACAACUCUGGGUCUUGGUAAUUUUUACUCCAGCUGUACCGAGUAGCAUCGUCUUUACAUGAUUUGUUGUCUGUUUUGAUCUGGUGGGUUAUCAACCAUUCCAAUAUCUGUAUUUAUUUCCAGGCACAGUGUUGUAUGUAUUGUAAUAUAUUGGGACUGUUUUAUAUAUAUGACAUUUAGAUAAUCUGCUGUAACACCGAUUCAGUCAGAAAUGCCUCGUAUCAUGGCUGUUAAUCAAGGUCUUUAGUAAAGAGGCUGUCAAUGUGUUGUCUGUGGCGGAGGGGGGGGGACAAAAAAACAUACACAAAAGGCUUUAUCAAUAAACAUCUGUAUCAGCA